AGAAUACGGAAUAAAACUAGGAUAUCCGUAAAUCAAGAUGGCUGCUCUUAGACAACUACAAGUUUUAAGGUUAUUCCGUUGUUAUAGCUCAUCACGUGUUUAUGACAAGGGACCAGGUAAAAAUUACAAGAGGAAGCUGCAAAGGAAGAGAAUCCCACGAGUAGACCUCAAGGCCUCCCUACUGGAGAGUCUUGCUAAGAGUGAGGAGACGGGGAAUGAAGAUACGACAACAAAAGAAACCAAGAAUGAUAGGAUACAAAAAACCCUACAGGGUCUCCUCUCUGGACUGGAGAUGUACAGUAGACCUGGAGAGAACCAGCAGGAGGAGGAGGAGCAGGAUUACGAUAGAAGCAGCCACGCCCCUCUGUCAGAGUAUAGGAGACACGACCCUUUUUCAGACGAUAGGAAGAGACAUACCCCUCAAUCAGAUGAUAGGAGACACGCCUCUCAAUCAGAUGAUAGGAGGAGACACGCCCUUUUUUCAGACGAUAGGAGACACACCCCUCUAUCAGAUGAUAGGAGGAGACACACCCCUCUAUCAGACGAUAGGAGACACACCCCUCUAUCAGACGAUAGGAGGAGGUCUUUUGCGUUUAGAGCUCCUAAACCAAAUUUCAAACUGCCCCUCACUAAACCUCCGCCUGUAGUGACUGACCCAGUCAAUACUUCAUUCACUGAUGGAAAGAGAUUGGGUGUAUUCAAAAUAAUGACCCAAGAACAAUCUGUUCAACCACCAGAUCCUUGGACUUUCAGGGAAGAUCAGUUGAAGAAAGAGAUAAGUUUCAUUAACCAGUACAAGCCAUUGAUGAACGAGUUUGAGCAGUUAAUGAAGGACUCGCCACGUGUCUGGAAGUAUCCAAUAGAUAACCAGUUACCAAGUGAUGAAGACAAUGUUGGUUUUGAGGAUCACGUGUUUCUAAUGAAGCACAUUGAAGAUAAGGACUUGCCAAGAAAAGGCCCAGUUAGGCAUUUCAUGGAACUGGUUGCUACCGGACUCUCUAUGAAUCCAUACUACACUGCCCAGGAGAAGGUUGAGCACAUUGGAUGGUACAAAGACUAUUUUAAACAAUUCCCUAGGGACGAACUGGACUUGGAAUAAAACACCACUAUUGUAUUAUAAAUUGAACGAUUGUAAAUAUUAAUAUUAUUAUUAUUAUUAUUAUUGAUAAUAUUAACUGUUGCUUUUGUAUAUGAUUCUAAUUAGCUUUCAUUAUUACUU
Molecule: messenger RNA, 1219 nt
Organism: Amphimedon queenslandica
Lineage: Eukaryota; Metazoa; Porifera; Demospongiae; Haplosclerida; Niphatidae
Product: 28S ribosomal protein S31, mitochondrial-like
Exons: 8
Coding region: 38-1099 (353 amino acids)
Cellular component (GO): mitochondrial small ribosomal subunit
Molecular function (GO): structural constituent of ribosome
Source: RefSeq, a predicted model, not a curated record